CCGGGGGAGGGGUUUUUAGGGGUUCUAGGCGAGCUGCCUGGUUGGGGUGGAGGUGGAGGUUGCGGGAAAGACUGCUGACUGAGGCUAAGUGGAAGUGGUGGGCGUGGGAUUAGGUAAAUUGAGCCGUGAGAAAUGCUGACCCUGACCAAUGCAAAUGGCGAUGGCCGGGGCGACGGUGCGUUGUUGUCGUAUUAGGUAAGACUAGGGUGUUAUCGGAAUUGAGCUGCGAAGGUUAGGGUGUGCACGCCGGUGUUUGGAGUGACGGGCAGAGGGGCGCGGGGUGGGAGGUGAGGGACAGCAGUGAGGAUAAGGAGCACGAGGAGGCAGGGACGUGGGGUGGAGAGUGUGGAGGUGCUACAGUGCAGCUCCUGCCAUUUUGACAACCCGCCAGGGUUUGCUGGUAUGCUUCCGGGGCUGCCUGGUUUGGAGUCCAUUCCCGAACAGGCAAUGGAUAUUGAGGUUGCUUCGUCUUCAAUAUGACAUAGCUCGCAGGACAAGCGUCGGGUCUCGCGCACGGGUUACAGGUACAUAGUGAUAAACUAUUACAACUGGAUUGCAAAGCACCGUAUGCUUUCCUUCAUUUAGGUUCUGAGCUGGUUAUUCAGAAGAAUAAGCCCCACCAGGUGAUAGGACAUCGUGCGCAAUAUAGCUAGGUUCUGCAUUAUGCAAAAUAUAUCUUAUUGUAUAGGCUAGCUAGCAUGGCAGCUAGUAGCCUGCCUGUAAACCUGUCCCCUCUCGAAAAGCUUAUUGAAGAAGAUCGCGAUGGUCGCGGUCGGGAGCAGAAGGAAGUCCUAAUUGUAUGGGAUAUUGAAAAUGCCAGGAUUCCAGUCGAUGUUUCGGCGUCUGAGGUGGAGAAGGCUAUUUCAAAUGCCUUCCAACGCUAUCCACGAAGGAAGUUGUCGGCAUUCCUUGCUGCCAUCAGCAGGCAGUCCCUAAAUGCCAUGGAGACAUGUUAUGGAAGCGACCAGGUUAACCACCUGCUUGAUCACACCAAGCUCCUGCUAGCAUCAGGACAAAGCAACUCUACGGACAAGAAAUUAAUCCAGGAAGUCGACACCUUCAUCUCUCGGCAGUCUCAAGAAGGCCGGGCGGCAACCAGUGUGCUUGUGGUCAUCACGGGGGACGGCGGCUUUAUUGAAUGCAUCAAGGCUGCCAUGCGCGCUGGCAUGGAGGUGGAGGUGCUGCACCCCACCGCCAUCACAAGCAGAGAGCUGAUCAACACCAUCAGCGGCAGGGCGCACGUCUGGCAUCACGACUGGCUGCGGUUCCUGGAGUACUGGCUUCGGAAGCGCAGCCACGUGCCUGGUCUGCCACCCGUCCUAGAGCUGCCGCAACAACGAGGGGCGGCGGGCAGCAACAGCGGUGCUGCUGGCGGCAGCGGCGGUGAAAGGGGAGGAGGUGAAGGAUCCAACGGCCGGGCCCAAGCCAACCAUCGCAACACAACGUCACGGAAUGGGGGGACCCCACCUGCGGACGGGGCAGCAUCUCGCGGCGGCGCAGCGGCUGCUACCUCCGGAGCACCGUCGUCGCCUGGCAACAAGCCAGCCACUGCGCCCAUGUCCGCAGCACCUGCGACCUUCGAGGCUGGUGCCCUCCAGCUGCUGUUCUCCAGCCUGUCUGUGGUGAAGGAGAUGGGGCCCAAGGACAACCGUGCGGCGGUGGGGGACGCACUGGGCAGGUGGCUGCUGCUGGAGUCCGAAACCAACAGCGCCCUGUACCAGAAGAUGGAGGCCAUUAAACCUUGUGCCUCCAUCGGCAUCUCUUGCCGGCCCCACAGCACGAAGGACAACAGCUGCAAGCUGAUCAUGGCUUCGGACCGCAUCGGAGUGUCGUACGACGGCAGGUCCGCUGACGCCAGCAGCAUCAUGCGGACCGCAUUGGACCGGCUGUACUUCCUUAUCGAGGAGACACUGGAGGUCAUGGUCGACAAGUACAAAGCCGCCUCCAGCAGCAACAACAACGGCCGCAACACGGCCACCUCCAAGCGCCACUUGUCGCCCGCUGAGCGCCUAGAGCAGUUCUUCAGCAACCCCAUCCAGCAGUUGCGUCCCUGGUCCGCGCGCAUCGACCAUUACGGCUUCCCGCACAUCUGCCUGCCGAAUGCGCAGCUGCUGAGCUUCUUAAACCUGCAGGGAGUGGACGUUUCCCGCAUUCCACCCAACAGCGGCAGCGUGCUGCGGGAGGUGGUGGGGGCCAUCCUCAUGGCUGAGUUCCGUACCGGGCUGCCGUACCUGGUGCACCUCGCGUGCGGUCGCCGGCUGGUGGCCACGGCGCCGCUGCCCAGCCAGUGGUCCGCGGAAGCCGUCAAGGCAGUGGAGGACAUGCUGGUGAAGAGGCUGAGUGUGAGGCAGCUGAAGCUGAUGCAGCAGGGCUACCUGGCCACUGCGAGUGAGCCGGCGGCAGGCGUGCCUCGUGGACCGGAGAAGCGGGAUUUGGCGGAGGCGGUGGUCAAGCUGAUUGCUGAGGGGCUGUCGAUUGCUGGGUAGUGAUUUUACGAGCAGCAUUUGACCAGCUAACAAGGGCAUUGUGGCUCUUUGCGCCUAGGACGUCCUACGAAGCUAUGUCUAUGCCUUAGGACGCAUGCAGGCUGUUGCCUUGCAUGGCAGGUGGGCUGCACGCGUAUGUGUACGUGAUGGUGAUUGCGAUUGGCCUUUUGUCGUGUCGCCUGUGAAUGGCUUGUGUGUGCUUCAUGGCUUGUUGCUUGUGCGAAGGCAGUGCAUCCUGAACCCCAUGUCAACGGAAACUUUCUGGGCUUUAGGUUUGAGCGUUUCAAUUGUAGACAGGCACUGGCUGCGAAGAUCUGGUAGGGCCAGUGAUAAUGACAUCUAUCGACAGAGCAGAUCCGCUAAAGUGAUUGGAUGCAUCUCCUUGUGAGCUGAAAAGAAUCGCGGGACAUUCAUGGGAGAGCAUGCAGCUGUAAUGUGUGUGUAGCAUGCGGGGUUAUGUACACAGUGCUUGACCUAGAUGUGCGGCACAUCUCGGUCAUAUUGCCAUAUUCAUUUUGGUACUGAUUGAAUUAGUUGGGUGAUGUCAUGCGCAUCAUAGGAUGAUGCCACCAGGAAACCUCGUUGGGCC
Messenger RNA from Astrephomene gubernaculifera, 3075 nucleotides. The record is from the annotation of a GenBank genome assembly. Lineage: Eukaryota; Viridiplantae; Chlorophyta; Chlorophyceae; Chlamydomonadales; Astrephomenaceae.